Messenger RNA from Penaeus vannamei (Pacific white shrimp), 672 nucleotides. The record is from RefSeq and is a predicted model, not a curated record. Lineage: Eukaryota; Metazoa; Arthropoda; Malacostraca; Decapoda; Penaeidae.
AUGAAUGAAACGAUCAUGACUUCUCAUGAUAUUGAUCCGUUUUUCUAUGCACAUGAACACAGAUAUAAAAUAAGAUUUCUUCCAAAGCAUGAAUUGGAAUCAUCAAAGGAAAAAGAACAAUUACUUCGGCAAAUUGCAAAGGACCUUCACUAUACAAAGCAGUACAUUAGUGGACAGCUGCAACUACUGAAAAUGAACGACACUAAUCACUUGAACACAAUCGUUGAAGAUAUGAAUGACUACUUCAGAGUACUGCGCCAUGACCUGAGUCUCCUGCGGGACGCUGACGAGGCAAGUGAAUGGCGAUGGAAGGAGGCCGAAGAGCUCAGCGAACUGGUCCAGCACCGGCUCCGCGUCCUCCAGAACCCUAAGGACUGCAACUCCGCCAGGAAACUUUACUGUGCUUUUACCGGAGGGAAUCGCGGCAUCGGAAGCCAGUUUCACCACCUGACCAUCUGCUUCGUGACGGCCUACGCUACCCAGAGGACCCUUAUUCUGAACACUGAGGGCUGGUCUAAAACUCCAAGGGGUCUCGACACGUUCUUCCUGCCGUUGAGUAAUAACUGCACUAAGGCCGACUUGUCUCAGGUGUCUCCUUGGCCGGCGAAUGCAUCUCGUGUUCCUGCGCCCAGUCAGACACAGUUAUCUCUUGAAUGUAAUCCUACACCAUAG